This is a messenger RNA of Fomitopsis serialis, 701 nucleotides long. RefSeq lists its product as uncharacterized. The record is from RefSeq and is a predicted model, not a curated record. Bases 6 to 566 code for a protein of 186 amino acids. The transcript has 4 exons. Lineage: Eukaryota; Fungi; Basidiomycota; Agaricomycetes; Polyporales; Fomitopsidaceae.
CACAAAUGUUCGAUUCACGGGGGCGCCCGCAAAACUCACCUCUUGCGCGUGCGAUCUACAAGGUGCUACAUCCGUCCUUCUACCCUCUACCCAGGCGCACCCUCUUGCCUCUUAUCCUGUUCCCCGUGUCCCUUCCUUGCCACUCGCCGAAUCACACAUCAAGACUCAACAAGUACGUCCGAUGCAUAGUAAGCAUGGACUGCAUCCGUGGCUGCAGCGUGCACGUUGAGGUAGAACUGCACAGCGAGAACAGCCCCGAUCAGGAGACACUUCACAACGGGCGCAACAUCGGGAAGACCCUCCCUGCGGACUACACACGCAGCAUCAUGCACACCGUCGUCAUCGAUGGCAUCGACCGCAGCCCCUGCUGCGGUACGCACAUGCCCACCAUCCACGACCUCUUCGUUGUCCCGCACACGGAGUUGCUCGCCACGCGCGCGAGCUCGACCUCCGUGCGGCUCAGCUGUGGGAUGCUGCAAGUCCCUGAACACGUUGUGGAGGGCGUGGAGGAGCGCAACUGCAGGACGAAACAUGCGGAGGACGUCGAGGCUGAGCUUGCGGGGUAACGAACAGGCAGGUGAAGGACAGGGGAAUGACGGUGAUCUUGUCUGCCUAUUACAUAGUGCUUAGUAUACUCCCCAAUGUCGAUAUUAUGCACGAAUAAUGAAGCACUAUACGAACACCGCAUUUGUCACAGCGGG